GCUUGUAGUAUCUAAGUAAACAGGCUGCCAGAGGUAUUUGUUUUUCCAAUCAGUGUAGGUUUUGGAAUACCUAAAGUGUUAAGUUGUUUGUGAAUUUGAUCGUGAUGUAAACAAUGAAACAAAACCGACGUCGUUCGAGAUAGAAUCAAUUAGGUAUCGAUAGAAACGGAAUCGUCGAAUAAAAAUACACAUAAAACAAACGCAUUUACUUACCGCCUAUUUUUCUCUAAAACGCAUUUUUUUUAUUUUGUAUUAAAAAUAGUGUCGAGUGAGUGAAUAACCCGAACGAACUAAAAAUAACAGAGACCAAUUUAAUAGUGUGCAAUAAUAUAAAAAAUAAAUAAAGUGGAGUGCAAUAUGUUGACGCAAAAACUAUAUCCAGACGUAAAUAGUAUGUCGACGGGAGCUAACGCGAUGUCUCCGAUGACGACGACUUAUUCGAUGAAUUCGAUGGCGAUGGCUCAAAUGAAUUGUUCACCGCAAGCGCCGAUGUUCGGUACUAGUAUGUUGAAUACCGGAAUGACGUCGACAAUGCCGAUGAACAGAAUACCAACUAGGAUGGAUCAAACAAUUAACGAAACACCCCAAUUAGGAUAUACUACGAUAGGUUCGCCGAUUUCUAAUAUGAACGCUUGCAUGGGAGCCGCCAUGACUUCCAUAAAUAAUUACAAUACCGUCGGUAGAGGUGAUAUAGGCGGCGGCGAUACUUCUCCUAAUAGCGCUUUGCAAAGAGCCAGGGCGGAUAAAACUUAUAGAAGAUCUUAUACGCACGCUAAACCGCCCUAUUCUUACAUCUCGCUUAUAACAAUGGCCAUACAAAAUAGUCCUCAAAAGAUGUUAACCUUAUCCGAAAUUUAUCAAUUUAUUAUGGAUCUAUUUCCGUUUUAUCGACAAAAUCAACAGAGAUGGCAGAAUUCGAUAAGGCAUUCGCUUUCGUUCAACGAUUGUUUCAUAAAAGUUCCUAGAACACCCGAUAAACCCGGUAAAGGAUCGUUUUGGAGUUUACAUCCGGAUUCCGGUAAUAUGUUCGAAAACGGCUGUUAUUUGAGAAGACAAAAACGUUUUAAGGACGAGAAAAAAGAAUUAAUUCGAUCGGCGCAUAAAAGUCCAUCGCACAGCGUCGACAGCAGUAGCAGUUCCGGUAAAAAAACUCCCGUACAACACGGAAGCGAAGAUAAAUCGCAUCAUUUAGAUAAAACCAACGAAAAUUUGGGUUCGAUGUUAAGUUUACAUCCGACGAAAUUAGACGUCGAUCAAAUGAAUCUUUUAAACGCCAACGAUUUACAUAAUAUGCAACAACAUCAUCACCAUCAAAAUAUGUCUCACGAAGAAUUAUCGGCCAUGAUAAAUAGAAGUAAUCAUUUAGCUUUGUCUAGUGAACAUCAAUCGAUGUUACAUCAUUCGCCUAUGAACCAUCACCUGAAGCAAGAACCCACCGGUUAUACCCCUUCGAAUCAUCCCUUUUCGAUAACGAGACUUUUACCCGCCGAAUGUAAAUCGGAUAUCAAGAUGUACGCCGAUAUGCAAUAUGGAAGUUACAACACGCUCAGCCCUUUGCCGAAUCCAAUCCAUUCUCAUAGUACUAUAGGUAACGAUUAUUAUAAUAGUCCUUCUUUAUAUCAUAGCUCGUCGGGUACGACUUCCUUGUGACAGUAUCCUUUAGCUUAAAAAUGUAUAUUUAUCUUUUCCUCGAAUAUUUUUUUUUCUAUUAGGUAUCUAUUAUCUACAGACGGAUUUUCGUCGGAUAAUAAUAAUAUACUAAUUUAUAUGUAUAUGAAGAUAGGUAUAUUUUUGAGGAAGCAUUUGAAAUGAAAAUUUAAUUUAAGUAAAAAUCUCACUUAAAAUGCGGUUCAAGAAAUGAAAAUACCUAAAAAACUACCUAAUUAGUAAUCUAGAAAAUAUUAGCUAAAUUAUUAUUAUAAUAACAAUUUCACUUUUCGAAACUUUUAUCGUAAUAUUUUGUUAUGAAAAUUUAUUAGUACUUUUGUUUAUUAAUACAGGGUAAAUAUUCUUUAAUAAAUUAUUGUGUACAAAUUCUUUUUGAAAUUGGUACAAAUAUCCUUUUUGAAAAAUGUAGAUAUUUUCAACAAUUAUUAUUUGUUUCGAUCGAAUCUUUAAAAAGCAAUUCGAGUUUCAAAAAGUAAAGAGUACAAAGAAAAUAUCACGAACAUUUCUAUUCAAAAAAUUAAAAUCGUUACAAUAAAUUACUCAAAUUUCAAUGUGGAUAUGAGUUUCCUACUACAAAAUUUGAUAUAUAUUUGAAGAAAAAAAAAAGAAAAAUAAAUGCUGGUAUUUCAAUAAAUAUUUCAUUUUUCACAACUCAUACAAUUAUUAUAUAUUUCAUCAUUCUGUAUAUAUACAGGGUGCUUCUAAAUUCGUGCCACAAAAUUCGGGAGGUGAUUGCUCGUAUGAAAGUAAGAUGAGUCUUUCAUAUAACACCCCUUUCCGAGAUAUUACCCUUAAAAGGUGGUGAAUAAGAUUGAGAUUUCAUUUUUUUUUCUAAACGUGUACGACUAGAGGUGGACCUAUUCAGAUUUUAUUAUGAAUCGUAUCAAAUUUUACAUCUUUAGUGUUUUCCACUCAAUUUUUAAAAAAAUUUAAUAAUAAAAGUAUUACUAAAUAAGACAAGUUAUUUCAUUUUAUAAAACUUCAUCUUGUUUUUAUACGAAAUAAAGUAAGGGUUGCUAAUUUCCUCCUUCGCGAGUGCAGUACGCAAGUUUCUAUUUUCUAUUUUAGAGAAAAAAUCAGUCAUUUACUCAUCCAUCUUAAGUGUGAUAUUUCGGAAACGGGUGGGCUAAAGAAAUUUUGUUAUAAGAAAGUCCAUAACCUCUCAAUUAAUAUUCGGUUUAUACGUACAUAAUUUAUCGUGUGGAAAUCGAUAUUUUUUAUCUUUGGAAAGAUAAAAUUUUUACGAGAGGAACUAAAUAUUUAAGACAUGUCUCAUCUCACAUCAUCAUUUAUUUUUCUCCGUAGGAUAUAAUUUUUUUAACCAAUACUUAAUAUUUUUACGAUGAUAAACUAUUAUCAAUUUUAAAUGUUAAUUUUCGUUUGUAAUCAUAAUAUAGUGUCAUCAUUUGAAUAUGUAGAUUUUUGUAUGAAAAAUAGUUUUGCUAUCGAAAAAUUUGGAAAAAAUCAGUUAUAUAAAUGUUCUGACCUUUUUUUGUGUCCAUCUUCAACAAUAGAUAGGACAAAGCCAAUAAUGUGUUUAAUUAGCGCCAUUUUAUGAUGUAUAAGUGAAUUUCGGGUAUUGUAAGGUCAUGGUAGAGUUCAGAAAAUGGAAAGAGCCAAUAAAAGCCACUCGUUAUUCUAUACUCAGCAUUAGCCCUAAUAAAGUAUCGAAUUUCCACUAGUCUCCGUCCUAUACACACACACACAGCUUGACUCAUCGCGUUAUUUUCAAAAGUCUCUUUAGAAUAUUUCGACGUAUGCAAUAUGGUUCUUGUUUAUAGAGUAAUUAUUUUUUUCAAUCUCCUGUUAAUUAAUUAUAUUAAAAUUGAAAUAGCGUAAAUGUGGUUUUAAUUCAAGGUUUGCCGUUUGUUUGGAUGAUUAUCGUGUAAAAAAGAGUAUUUAUCAUCAAAUUAAUAUAAAAAAAUAUCAUUUAUUCCAGAAAGUAUCAGUUAUUUAUUGUAUCUUUUGUAGAAUGGUUUUAUAAUAUAAAUUGUUUGGAUUCCAUUCUUUGUUUCUUUUUUGUUUUGUUCAUCAUAAUGUUGUGUUGAAUUAUUUCUUUGUACUCUUAUAAAAUUUGAAUAAUAUGAAUGUAGUAUCGAAUUUAAUCGGCACGAUUAAUAAAAAUCAAAGUUUGUUAAUUUUGUAUGAUAUGUAUAAAUGUAAAUAUCGUUUUUUCUGUACAUAUAUAUUUUUUAUAAUCUAUAUUACGUUGCAAUAUAAAAUAUCCUAUUAAAUUGUAUAAAAUCAAAUCAAAAAAUUGUAUAUAUAUUUUUUUUAUGUCAAAAAGUAUAUCUAACGCAAUCCGAAGACCAAGUUUUUAUUUUGAUAUCCCUUAUACCUACUAUGUCGAAUAUUUGUGUGGUCACCUCAUAUAAUUUUAGGGUCACUUUACAAGUUUUGCCUUUGAUGUUUAUUUUUAUGAUCUGCUAAUAGUCGAGAAGGUCCGUUUUACCUGCAGUUACCACUUUUGGUUCCUUUAUUUUCUACACUUUCAUAAAAUUUCCAUUGCAUAUUUUGAUUUCGUCAUUUUCGAAUUGUAUAUUUGAAUUAUUUCGAAAUAAUCCAAAACGUUUCGUAAAAUUUCAAUUACUUAUUAUAUAUUAAUAAAUUAAGACUAAUGCACGAUUGCCCCUUUUUUUUUCUUAAUAAUGAACUAGAAUAUUUCAAAAAAGGCAAAAUCUAAAGAUUUUUUUGACAUUUUAUCAAGCAAAUCAACAGCAUGUAAUAAUCGUCAUUUAAGAAAAAUAAAAUAAGUAUCGUUUUUGAACUUUGGAUAUCGAUUAGGUGAUUUAGAAUAUCAAAGUAAAUCGUGUUAAUGACAAUGGUAUGAUACAAUGAUGAUAGUUAUUGGUUGCAGACAUAAUACAAAUAAAUACAAAGUUUAAUUCUUAUCUAUAACAACUUUUAGUUAUUCGACGUACCUACUCUUCGAAGUUUUCCGCACCAUGAGUGAGAUUUUUCAGUAAUUUUUUUUUGUUUAACAAUAAUUUGAUUCAAAAUCGUCAUUUAAAAAACUCGUUGGAAUAAUAAAAGUACAUUUCGAGAAAUAUAUUUUCUUUACUAUUGGCACAUUUGAUUUACGAAUUUGAUUAUGAAAAAAAUCUUUUAUUUCCAUUGAAAAAGAUGAAAUUUUCUCACAAUAUUUCCAACUAAAAUCUGAUAUGGCAAUGAAACGAAAAGAGAAAGAAUCAAUCAACUAUAAAAUUUUUAUUAUGUGUGGGAGCUCUUCAAACUAAAAGCUAACUGCAAUCUUUUCCUAUUCGAGUAUCAAACUUCUGACACCUAUACUAAUUUUUUGAUGGUCCAUAAAAUUUUAUUACGUCGAAAAAAAAACGUGAUUCCUAUAGUUCCUGUUAAUUUUGGAUUGAAUUACGACUAAUAUCAAAAAAAAAAUAAAUUUUAAGAAAAGCUUUAAUCGAAAUAUUUUGGAUUUUUAUAUAUAUAUAUAUAUAUAUAUAUAUAUAUAUAUAUAUAUAUAUUUUCUCAGUUUUUAGUAAAGUUACAACUUUUUGAGCAACAGGGUAUAGACGGAUAUACGAAAACUAAAUUUAACAACAAAUUAGUUUUAAUUCGAGGUGGUAGAUGUACUUAGUAACCAAUAAAAUAUAUACAAUUUUUGAAAAAUCUCAAAGAUUGACUUGGAUCUGUCUGUUUUUGUGUUGUGUAUAAAAAUAAGUCUAAUGGGUUUUAAAACGCUUAUGAGUUUUUCUUUAUUGUAAAAAGUUGUAUGUAAAUUUAAUAAAACAAAAGGUACCGACGACGAAACGGUGUACCUUGAUCAAUACAUUUGUGAUGUUUUUAAAUAUUAUUAAUAUUUAAUUAAAAAUAGUACCUAACUUCGAAAGAAAAAAAACAUUUUUAAUUAAUGUGCAACUAUGAACCAAAAUUUGUAUAUAGUAAAUAGAAAAAAAAUGUAUAUGAUGUAUGUAUAUCGAUUUUUUUUUGUCAUAAAUAAAUGUU
This is a messenger RNA of Diorhabda sublineata, 5628 nucleotides long. RefSeq names its product protein fork head (gene fkh). Lineage: Eukaryota; Metazoa; Arthropoda; Insecta; Coleoptera; Chrysomelidae. The record is from RefSeq and is a predicted model, not a curated record. Gene Ontology annotation, biological process: cell differentiation; regulation of transcription by RNA polymerase II; anatomical structure morphogenesis. The transcript has a single exon. Gene Ontology annotation, molecular function: RNA polymerase II cis-regulatory region sequence-specific DNA binding; DNA-binding transcription factor activity, RNA polymerase II-specific; transcription factor binding. Bases 358 to 1650 code for a protein of 430 amino acids.